Clavispora lusitaniae ATCC 42720 is the source of this 1320-nucleotide messenger RNA. RefSeq names its product phosphopyruvate hydratase (gene ENO1). Gene Ontology annotation, molecular function: phosphopyruvate hydratase activity; magnesium ion binding. The record is from RefSeq and is a predicted model, not a curated record. Gene Ontology annotation, biological process: glycolytic process. NCBI's taxonomy places the organism in Eukaryota, Fungi, Ascomycota, Pichiomycetes, Serinales, Metschnikowiaceae. Gene Ontology annotation, cellular component: phosphopyruvate hydratase complex.
AUGGCCGUCACUAAGAUCUUCUCCCGUUACGUUUACGACUCCAGAGGAAACCCAACCGUCGAAGUCGACUUGACUACCGACAAGGGUUUGUUCAGAGCCAUUGUUCCUUCUGGUGCCUCUACCGGUAUCCACGAGGCUUUGGAAUUGAGAGACGGUGACAAGUCCAAGUGGUUGGGCAAGGGUGUCUUGAAGGCUGUUGCCAACGUCAACGAGAUCAUUGCUCCAGCUUUCGUCAAGGCUAACAUUGACGUUACCAACCAAGAGAAGGUUGACGAAUUUUUGAACUCUUUGGACGGUACCCCAAACAAGUCCAAGUUGGGUGCUAACGCUAUCUUGGGUGUCUCUUUGGCUGCUGCCAAGGCUGCUGCUGCCGAGAAGAACGUCUCUUUGUACAAGCACAUUGCUGACAUCUCUGGUGCUAAGCAAGACAAGUACGUUUUGCCAGUUCCAUUCCAAAACGUCUUGAACGGUGGUUCCCACGCUGGUGGUGCUUUGGCUUUCCAAGAAUUUAUGAUUGUUCCAACUGACGCUCCAACUUUCGCUGAGGCUUUGAGAAUUGGUUCUGAAGUCUACCACAACUUGAAGUCUUUGACCAAGAAGAAGUACGGCCAAUCCGCCGGUAACGUUGGUGACGAAGGUGGUGUUGCUCCAGACAUUGGUUCUCCAAGAGAAGCUUUGGACUUGAUUGUCGACGCUAUUGCUAAGGCUGGUUACACUGGCAAGGUUGGCAUUGCUUUGGAUGUUGCUUCUUCUGAGUUCUACAAGGACGGCAAGUACGACUUGGACUUCAAGAACCCUAACUCUGACCCAUCCAAGUGGUUGUCUGGUGAGCAAUUGGCCUCUUUGUACGAAGAGUUGAUCAAGGAAUACCCAAUUGUCUCUAUCGAGGACCCAUUCGCUGAAGACGACUGGGAAGCCUGGGUUCACUUCCACAGCAAGGUCGCUGACAAGAUCCAAAUUGUCGGUGAUGACUUGACUGUCACCAACCCAUUGAGAAUCAAGACUGCUAUUGACAAGAAGGCUUGUAACGCUUUGUUGUUGAAGGUCAACCAAAUCGGUACCUUGUCUGAGUCUAUCAAGGCUGCUAACGACUCUUUCUCCGCUGGCUGGGGUGUUAUGGUUUCCCACAGAUCUGGUGAGACCGAGGACACCACUAUUGCUGACUUGUCUGUUGGUUUGAGAGCUGGUCAAAUCAAGACUGGUGCUCCAGCUAGAUCUGAGAGAUUGGCCAAGUUGAACCAAAUCUUGAGAAUUGAAGAAGAGUUGGGUGACAAGGCUGUGUACGCCGGUAAGAACUUCAGAACUGCUUCCACUUUGUAA